GCUCCGGAGCACGCUCUGCCGGCGCCCGCCACCAGCAACGAACCCCGGCCCGCGCUCCAGCCCCGCUUGUGCUCACAGUCGGCGAUCGGGUUCGGAGCAGAGCGAACUCGAGCCCCCGGGGGACCUCCGUCGAACGACCAUCAGCAGCCCUCGUCGCCCCACCGCCCGCCCAGCAUCCAGCCAUGACGACGUCGACGACCGAGGUGAACGUCACCACGACGACCCUGACCAGGGCCACCUCCAAGGCCGAGCUCGUGGACGAAAAUCCGGACCUGGCCGCCGAAUGCAUCCAGCACGGCGCCGAGCUCAAGGUCAUCGAGCCGCAGUCCAUCGCCCAGCCCAUGCUGGCCAACUACGAGCCCAUGCUGACCAAGGUGUGCACCGCGGGUCGGACCGGGCAGCUCCUGCCCGGAGGGCCCGCCGACCGCCAGUUCGACCGGGACGAGUCCAGCAGCGUCACGAUGGACGUCCGCAAGAUGUUGGACGAGGAGAACAUCGACAACGACAAGGUGUACCAGCACAAGCUCGAGGGCAGCGAGGUGCGAAAGCUCGCCGAGAGCCAGGCCCUCAAGGAGGCACUGCAGGAGACCAACGCCUACGACGGCGCGUACAUGCAGAAGUUGCUCGCCAAGGGACAGGUCAUCAAGAAGCGCAACCUGAUGGAGACCGCGGUCGCCAAGAGGGUCCAGACGCGGAGGGAAAACGAGGCCACCAAGACGAGCACCAGCGGGAGCACGCUCAAGAGGAACGUUGAGGAGGUGGGCAACGCCGAGGAGAGCGUCGAGAAGGCCGAGAAGCAGCAAGAGAACAUCGAGAAGGUCGCGUGCGUCAACAAGCAGGCCUGCUAA
Ixodes scapularis (black-legged tick) is the source of this 848-nucleotide messenger RNA. RefSeq lists its product as uncharacterized. The coding region runs from base 183 to 848 and encodes 221 amino acids. Lineage: Eukaryota; Metazoa; Arthropoda; Arachnida; Ixodida; Ixodidae. The record is from RefSeq and is a predicted model, not a curated record. The transcript has 2 exons.